Sebastes umbrosus (honeycomb rockfish) is the source of this 685-nucleotide messenger RNA. RefSeq lists its product as uncharacterized. The transcript is spliced from 7 exons. The coding region runs from base 68 to 616 and encodes 182 amino acids. The record is from RefSeq and is a predicted model, not a curated record. Lineage: Eukaryota; Metazoa; Chordata; Actinopteri; Perciformes; Sebastidae.
GCCGACUCUCAAAGACGGCAGCUGGACAGCAGACCUCAGAUCAGCUCUUACUGCUUGUUUUCCUUCGAUGAUGUGGAGUGUUGUGAUCCUGCUGGCCGCUGCUCUCCGUGUGGAGUCCUACGCCAGCCAUGACCUCCAUGAGCGUUUGGCCCAUGGUCGCAUUCUGAAGAUCUAUCUGCCCAAGAGUGCAGAAAAGCUAGAGUUCACUCCAUCUGAGGAUCCCAGCAAGACCUUCUUGUUCUGGGAGAAGGGCAGACUGAGGAUGACCAAAGGCAGGGUGUCUGGUACAGGCAGCGACCGACGGUGGUACAUUGACAAGGUGACUUAUGAAGACCAGGGGACGUACGUCCAGAGAGACUUCUGGAAUAAAGAGAUCUCCUCUGUCAAAGUGGCCGUCACAACCAGACACAACUACGUGAAGUGUAUAGCUGGAGAGGAUCUUGACAUCUCACUGGAGGGCAUUGACCUGGCUGACGCUUUCCUCACCUCUCUGGGGAGGCUGCCAACGUCACACUGGUGCGCGAUGGUGCUCGGGUGUCCCAAGACCUGCCGAAUUAUUGGGACCGGGUUCAGACCCACUCCUGAACAUCGAGAUCAAGAAAGUGAAUUACAGUGAUGAGGGAUAUUACACCCUGAGAGGACCGCAGGGACCGGGUGGGUGUCUGUUACCAGGAUGGACCUGACA